AUGGUGUGGACAUUGAGCCGCAGUAACCUGGUGUUAGCUGUGUAUGGAUUCACUUUGAUCACUGGUCUUCCUACCAACAUCCUGUCCUUCUACACCUUUUUCAGAAAGAUUCGCAAGCGGUCCACACCCAUAGAUGUCCUACUACUCAGCUUAAAUAUCUCUGACCUGAUCCUCCUGUUUGUCCUCCCAUUUCACAUGGUAGAGGCGGCCAACAUGAAAUGGACACUGCCGUACUUCCUCUGCCCGCUAUAUGGUUUCAUAUUCUACAGCACCAUCCACAACAACACCUUACACCUGGCGGCCAUCAGUGUGGACCGCUACCUGAGUGUGAGCUUUCCCAUAAAAUACAAGCUAAACCGCAAUCCCCGAAAUGCAGUGAUAGCCAGCGUUGUAUUCUGGGUGCUAUCCACGGCGCAUUGCAGUAUUGUCUAUAUUAUGCAAUACCAUAACCAUUUCAACCCCAACGUCACCGAUCCAUCCAAACGGAACACUUGCUAUGAAGACUUCACCGCUGAACAGCUCAAAAUCCUCCUUCCAGUCCGUCUGGAACUCUUUAUUGUGCUCUUCUGUGUGCCUUUCCUCAUCUGCUGCUUCUGCUACAUUAAGUGCAUCUGCAUCCUCUCCAAUCUAUCCAACGUGAACCCGAAGAAGCGAAUCAGGGCCAUUGGGAUGGCAUUGGCCACUCUUCUGGUCUUCAUUAUCUGUUUCAUGCCCUUUAACAUAUCACAUGUGGUGGGAUUUGUGGGUGGCUACAGCCCUGAGUGGCGAGAACAUGCUCUACUUGUCAGCACAUUGAAUGCCUCUCUCGACCCACUCUUAUUCUACUUCUCUUCCUCAGCCCUCAGAGAGAUUUUCAAUAACAUCUUGAGCAAGCUGGUCAUGCGGCUACUCCGACUCUGCAGUGGCACAUCUCUCUGCUGCCCCCUAUUGAGCUGUGGAAAAAUAGAGGAGAAAACACAAAGCUCUAAUGACUGGUCCCGCUCACAUAUCUAG
This is a messenger RNA of Xyrauchen texanus (razorback sucker), 993 nucleotides long. Its product is annotated as free fatty acid receptor 3-like. The transcript has a single exon. Gene Ontology annotation, cellular component: plasma membrane. Lineage: Eukaryota; Metazoa; Chordata; Actinopteri; Cypriniformes; Catostomidae. The record is from RefSeq and is a predicted model, not a curated record. Bases 1 to 993 code for a protein of 330 amino acids. Gene Ontology annotation, molecular function: G protein-coupled receptor activity. Gene Ontology annotation, biological process: G protein-coupled receptor signaling pathway; cellular response to fatty acid.